AUGUGGGGAUAACUACCUGCCCCGCUUUUGGCUAAAUGGUCCACAUAUCCCCGCAGCGCGGCUUUCUAUCCGGUGUGUAAUCGUGAGGUACUUACUGCGACUAUUACGAUCACACUGUGAGGCCAGGUACAUAAUGGCUCAAUGCUCUCAUCCACCAUGGAGUUCAACAAUUGCUUACAAGCUUGGCCUAUUGAUUGAUAAUGUCUACUACCAAGCCGUCGAUAGGCUUUUGUGGGCUAGGAGCUAUGGGCUUUGGCAUGGCCACACAUUUCGUGGAACGGGGAUAUAUAGUGAAAGGCUUUGAUAUAUCCCAAGCAUCUUUAGAUCGCUUCGAACAAGCUGGUGGAGUCCCAGUAGCAACACUACAAGAGUCUGCAGAAGGAAACGACUUCUAUAUCUGCAUGGUAGCAACCGCACAACAAGCACAAUCUGCUAUUUUCGACGACGCAAAACCCAUCAUCAAAGGUCUACCGAAUGGAGCAACUCUCCUUCUCUGUUCCACUGUCCCGGCAACAUACGCUCAAUCCGUCGCACAGCAACUGCAACAACUAGGUCGUUCCGACAUCUCUUUAAUCGACUGUCCGGUCUCCGGUGGUGCCGCGCGCGCGGUCAAUGGCACUUUAACAAUUAUGGCUGGUGCAUCGCCUGAAGCAAUUGCCAAAGGACAGUGGCUCCUCAAAGAGAUGUCCGGCGAGAACAAGCUCUUUAUCGUUGACGGUGGCAUCGGUCAGGGCAGCAACAUGAAGAUGGUGCACCAAGUACUUGCCGCAAUCCACAUACUGGCCGCGAGCGAAGGCAUGGGAUUGGCUGUGAAGCUGGGCCUAGAUCCGAGAAUAGUGGUAGAGAGGGUGAACGGGAGUGCGGCAUGGAGUUGGAUGUGGGAGAAUCGGACGACCAGGAUGUUGAACGAAGAUUACUAUCCUGGUGUUAGUGCGUUGACAAUUAUCCUCAAAGAUGUCUGUAUUGUUACAUCACAAGCUCGAGCCACUACAUUUCCAGUCCCACUCAGCUCCCUCGCCGAACAAGUCUACUUCUCCGCACUGAAUCAGGGGUAUGGACCUCACGACGACGCCGGCGUGCUACGCAUCUACCACAACACUUCCCUUUCUCAAACUCCGCAAUCAUGGCUGAGCGAAGACGAAGUGAAUAAGCGCACCAACCUCGUAAUUACCCUCCUCACAAAUAUACACCUCCUCGCCGCCGCCGAAGCACUCUCGUUCGCACGCCAUCUCGGCAUCCCUUUAGACCAGCUUUACGGCUUGGCCGUUGAUGCCGCCGGUGGCAGUCACAGUUUACGUGAUGUGGGGAAGCUGAUGAUCAGAGGGUUGAGUGGAAAUGAAAAGAAUUGGAUGGGCGUAUGCACGCACAACCUUGAUACCGUAGUGACAGAUUUGGCAGAGGUUGUGGGUGCGGCGCAGGAUCUGAAGAUGCCGCUGUUUCUGGGCAAUGCCGUUUUGGGCGCAUUUUUGGGUGUGAGGAUGAGGUUUGGUGGAGAUAUUGGUGAAGCGGCAGUGUUGAAAGCCUAUGUACAAUGAUAUAUAUUGUUUGUUGUAUAUGGAGA
This is a messenger RNA of Pseudovirgaria hyperparasitica, 1561 nucleotides long. RefSeq lists its product as uncharacterized. The coding region runs from base 201 to 1535 and encodes 444 amino acids. Gene Ontology annotation, molecular function: NAD binding; NADP binding; oxidoreductase activity. The record is from RefSeq and is a predicted model, not a curated record. NCBI's taxonomy places the organism in Eukaryota, Fungi, Ascomycota, Dothideomycetes, Acrospermales, Acrospermaceae. The transcript has 3 exons.